AUGGAUGUCAGAGGGUUAAUUGAAAGCCUAAAGGAGGAUCUCACUUGCUCUAUAUGUCUGGGCUACUUCACUGACCCAGUGACUGUUAAAUGUGGCCACACCUUUUGCACACAAUGUCUUCUCCAGUGCAGGAAGGGAGGUGAUGACACAUUUACCUGCCCAGAGUGCAGAGGACUCAUAAAUUACAGAAAUUUCACACCCAACAAGAGCCUGCAGAAUCUGUCCAACACUGGCAAAAUGCUCAGGCCUCAUUUACUGCAGAGCAUGGUGCACCUGACCACCUGUGAUCAACAUGGGGAACAAGAGAAGCUCUUCUGUGAGGAAGACCAGAUAUCCCUCUGUGAGUCUUGUUCAUUAGCCCCAGAGCACAAACAUCAUCAUGUUCUUCCCAUGGACAAGGCUGCUGAAAAUUGCAAGGAGGAUGUGAAAGUUUUUAAACAAUCCAUUAUUUGUGAAUAUGAGAAAAUAUGCCAGUUCUUACAGAAUGAAGAAAUUCAACACCUGCUAAAAUUGGAGGAGGAAUUCAAAAACAACAUGGCAAAACUUAAGACAAACCAGGCCAAACUAUCACAACAGCUCCAAAAUGUAAAAAGAAUGAUAUUGGAAGUAGAGGAAAGUUUGGACAAGGCACCAUCACAAAUGCUCGAGGUUAUGAAAAUUCCAUUGGAAAGGAAGGAGGAGCAGCUACUUCAAGAAGUGGAUCUUGAUUCCUCUACCUGGAGCUCCUUCCCCAUCACUGGGUUGAGAAAAAUGCUCAUGACCUUCCAGAGAGAUAUAACUCUGUAUCCUGAAACAGCCCAUCCUCAUCUCAUCUUGUCUGAAGAUUUGAAGCAUAUUAAGUGUGGAAGUAUCCCACAGUACCCUCCUGACAAUGAAGAAAGAUCUGCACUUGCUUUCAGUGUAUUGGGUACCCAGACCUUUACCUCAGGCAAACACUAUUGGGAAGUGGAGGUGGGCGAUAAUACAGACUGGCUAGUAGGUGUCUGUAAAGAUUCAGUCAGCCAAAAUGAGAAACGCUCCAUACUACCUGAUGAUGUAACUGCACUAGGAGGCUACAGAUCUAUAAAUGAUUUCUUCAUCUGGAAAUUACAAAAUGGCUUUUUCAUAAGUGAGUCAAUAGAUAAGAUGGGCAUUUUUCUUGAUUAUGAAAAGGGACAUAUAGCAUUUUACAAUGUCAUAGAAGAAACCCUUCUCCACAGUGCCACAGACAUCAUCUUUCAAGGGACUCUUCGGCCUUACUUUGCUCUUUCCCUACAUAAUGAAGAAGGAACUCCUGCAUCACUCAGUUUAUCUCCAAGAAUAACAAGUGACCAGUAA
Dromiciops gliroides (monito del monte) is the source of this 1317-nucleotide messenger RNA. RefSeq names its product probable E3 ubiquitin-protein ligase TRIML1. The record is from RefSeq and is a predicted model, not a curated record. Lineage: Eukaryota; Metazoa; Chordata; Mammalia; Microbiotheria; Microbiotheriidae. The coding region runs from base 1 to 1317 and encodes 438 amino acids. Gene Ontology annotation, molecular function: zinc ion binding; protein binding. The transcript has 5 exons.